AUGGAAUCAAUUGAUAAGAAUUCUUGCUCGAGCUCCGGGAACGCACAACCCCGAUCUGGACAAGUUCGGCUGGCCCCUCCAGGGCCAGACGCCAAAUGGGAUCCGACCCCUCUCUCAGCUGACGAUGAGGACGAGGAGCCGAAAUGGACCGAGUUACAGCUGGCAUCUCGAAAUGGAGAUCUGGGACGCGUAAACGAGAUUUUGUCUGCGUGUGAUAGUAUCGCCCGCACGCUUGAGGUUGUAAACCAUCCUCCAAUGGGGUAUUACGGACAGACGGCGUUGCAGGCGGCCUCAAUGCGCGGUCAUCACCUUGUUGCACAAGCAUUGCUGGGAGCAGGGGCCGAUGUCAAUGCUCCGGGAGGGAACAACAUCUACCGCAAUGCUUUGGAGCUUGCUUGCGGCACAGGAAAUGUACCUCUUAUCCGUCUUUUGCUUGAAGCUGGCGGGAUCGUCAAUCCCAAACACGUCACGAGGUACCAAGGCCGCACACCUAUCCAAGCCGCGGCCGAAAGUGGACAUGAGGAAGUUGUGUUAAUUCUUCUGGAUCUCGGUGCCAAUGUCAACGCGCCUGCAUCGCCAAGCUCCGGUGUCACAGCAUUACAGGCGGCAUGUUUCCAGGGACACGUCGACCUGGUAAGGCUGCUGAUCUCGAGAGGGGCAGAUGUCAACAGCCCACCGGGAAAGUCCAAUGGUCACACUGCGCUACAAGGAGCUUGUCUGGCCGGGGAAGAAGAUAUUGUCAACUUGCUGCUUGAUAAUGGUGCCGACGUCAACGCCGCUGGGAGUCAGCAUCACGGAGGAACAGCCUUACAUGCGGCGGUCUCUCAAGGUCACAUUAAGCUUGUUAACAUUCUAUUAUCUGGCAAUGCCAACCCUAACAGCAAAGCAGGCCAUCGAGGACAAACGCCCAUUCAAAGUGCAAAUUUGAUAGGGAGACAGGACAUCGUGCAUAUCUUGAACGCUGCUGGCGCCAUUGGGCCCCUGACAGGCGGCAGAAUCUUAUUCGGCAAUAACAGGAUUAGAACAUGGUUCCAAGAUGAUGAUGGGGCUUGA
Diaporthe amygdali is the source of this 1053-nucleotide messenger RNA. RefSeq lists its product as uncharacterized. Bases 1 to 1053 code for a protein of 350 amino acids. The transcript has 3 exons. Gene Ontology annotation, molecular function: protein binding. NCBI's taxonomy places the organism in Eukaryota, Fungi, Ascomycota, Sordariomycetes, Diaporthales, Diaporthaceae. The record is from RefSeq and is a predicted model, not a curated record.